AAAAAGAGAGACAGCAGAUGAAGCAGAUCAAAACGGCAACAGAUGCAGAGUAUGGUACUCUGACCGUGAAAGUGUCUGGGUAUGACAUGAUCCUAGUGGAACACUACUCCCAGUACAUCUACAACCUCUGCAAUCGGCUAGGUGUCAAAGUGGCUGAGCGAUAGAUUUCAAGACACUGUGUUACUGGCCUCACUCUGUGAUUUUAUGUCCCAAAUAUCCAUGUCUGUUGCAAAGUUCAUAAUGCUUCAAUAGGAGGCACAUAUUUGGCCCUCUUGCAUAGCAUGGAAUUACAUCAUCCAAGGUCUUUGAUUUAUUAAUUGAUUGACAAUUUGUCAAAUACAUACAUAAGGGCGCUCCAGCCGGUGACGCCUCCACAUACAAUUGAAGAAAAUCAUCAAGGAUAACACAAUAAAGCUUAACAGCUUAUUUCCAUUGUGGUUCUUAACAAACCUUAAAGGAAUGAACUAUUCUCUUCUCAUCUCAGCUAUGCAUUGCCCACUAAGAGCACAGAAGUCAUGGUCAUGCCGGAGCAAGGGACCAAGAUGUAUGUAGAAGCCAUCCCCAUGAGCGAAUUGUUCAGGUAAUAGUGUUUUGAGUGUUAAUAAUGUGUUCUCUGAACUUUUGGCAGUUGCACUGACAUAACUUUUCACUCUAGAGCAUUAAUAAGUGUUUUGUAUUGUGUUCACAGCUCAGCCAACUAAACACCACAUUAUGCCCCAUCUUUAUGGAGGUUCUGUUGAAGAAUCAGCCAGAGGGGGUUCAACUCUCUGUAAAGCCAGUGAGCAUCUUCCGUCUGUGUUGACCUCUGCAUGACUUUUCUUUUGCACAUGGAUCAUAUCCUAUAUCUAUGUAAACUUCUUUUGUUAGUAAUUGUUCAAUGUCAUAACACUUGCUUUUAUGUUUCCCCCAGCACACAGAGGCAGAUUACAAAAGCCUGUUUCAAGGCACGUCCAGAGCUAGGGGGACUGAUGGCACAGAUGACCUAGUGAGAGCAAAGACUGUCCACCCCACCCUUUUACCUCAACUGUCAUCAUACUUUUUCUGACAUCUACCUUUUCACCUUUGAAGCAGUGGAUGCCUAUGCAUAUUUUUUUCCAUCGUAUUUUAUUUUAAUCAUGACAUGUACAUAUAAUAAAUGAGUUGUGGGUGAAUGUAGGACAUAUACAUUGCUGUUGUAGCUUCAAAUAAAAUAUUUAUUCUAAAAUCCAACUAGUUGGUGUCACGAUCGUCGUAAUGAGUGGACCAAGGCGCAGCGUGAAAUGCGUACAUCUUUUAUUGAGUACUAUUAACAAUAACAAAACGAAACGAAACGUGAAGUCCUCGGUCAUAAACACAAACCUACACGGAACAAGAUCCCACAAAUGACAAGUGCACAAAAGGCUGCCUAAGUAUGGUUCCCAAUCAGAGACAACGAGCAACAGCUGUCUCUAAUUGGGAACCACCCUGGCCAACAUAGAAACACAUAAACUAGAAUAAGAACAUAGAAAACGAAACAUAGAACUACACAUCGAAACUGACACCCUGACUCAACAUAUAAGCGUCCCUAGAGCCAGGGCGUGACAGUACCCCCCCCCCCUGCGACCGCGCCAACUAAACCCAACAGGGGAGAGGCCGGGUGGGCAUUCCGCCUCGGAGGCGGAUCCGGCUCCGGGCGUGACUACCCCCCCCGUAGCGCCCCUGGUCUGGUCUGGCCCCGCUGGCUGGAGCUGGACUGGACAUCGGUGGAGCGGAUUGCUUAGGCUCCGGUGUGGAGCAGCUGACCGGUACCUGACCAGGCACCGGUGAAACAGGCACGGGCUGUGCCGGACUGACGAUGCGCACCACAGGCUUGGUGCGGGGAGCAGGAACGGGCCGGACCAGGCUGACGACACGCACCACUGGCUUGGUGCGGGGAGCAGGAACAGGCCGGACCGGGCUGGCGACGCGCACCACUGGCUUGGUGCGGGGAGCAGGAACAGGCCGGACCGGGCUGGCGACGCGCACCACAGGCUUGGUGCGAGGGGCAGGAACAGGCCGGGCCGGGCUGGCGACGCGCACCCCAGGCUUGGUGCGAGGGGCAGGAACAGGCCGGGCUGGGCUGGCGACGCGCACCCCAGGCUUGGUGCGAGGGGCAGGAACAGGCCGGGCCGGGCUGGCGACGUGCACCACUGGCUUGGUGCGGGGAGCAGGAACAGGCCGGACCGGGCUGGCGACGCGCACCACAGGCUUGGUGCGAGGGACAGGAACAGGCCGGGCCGGGCAGGUGACGCGCACCACAGGCUUGGUGCGAGGGGCAGGAACAGGCCGGGCCGGGCUGGCGAAGCGCACCACAGGCUUGGUGCGAGGGGCAGGAACAGGCCGGGCCGGCGACGCGCAUCACAGGCUUGGUGCGAGGGACAGGAACAGGCCGGACCGUACAGGGAACACACACCACUGGCCUUGUGCGGGGAUCAGGAACGGGCCGGACCGGACUGGUAACACACCCCAGUACCUCUCGCCGUGCCUCUACACUCUCCUUCCCUCUAAUGACCAAUGGCCCCCGUAACCUGGUAGCCUUCUCUCCUAGUCCACAAUCUCGCCCUGUAGCUGCCUCCAGCAGCCCCGUCGUCCAUGCCGUGUGCCCCCCCAAAAAAUUUUUCUUGGGGUUGCCUCUCGCCUGUCCGACGACGGCCCGGUUGGCGCCGCUUCUCCUCUCCUGCCUGGGUCUCCCCCUUCAUCGCCCUCCAGUAACGGACGGCCUCCUCCUCCGUUAUCCUCCCCCAACCGAGGAGGACAUCUACCAACGUUACCUCCGGCGUUUGCUCCUGGAAACGCUGCUUGGUCCUGUUUUGGUGGGAUCUUCUGUCACGAUCGUUGUAAUGAGUGGACCAAGGCGCAGCGUGAAAUGCGUACAUCUUUUAUUGAGUACUAUUAACAAUAACAAAACGAAACAUGAAGUCCUCGGUCAUAAACACAAACCUACACGGAACAAGAUCCCACAAAUGACAAGUGCACAAAAGGCUGCCUAAGUAUGGUUCCCAAUCAGAGACAACGAGCCACAGCUGUCUCUAAUUGGGAACCACCUCGGCCAACAUAGAAACACAUAAACUAGAACAAGAACAUAGAAAACGAAACAUAGAACUACACAUCGAAACUAACACCCUGGCUCAACAUAUAAGAGUCCCUAGAGCCAGGGCGUGACAGUUGGUUUAUUCUUGGUGUAUAAAUUGCUUCAUCGGAUGCGAAAAGCAAGAGUAAGGUCAAUCAGUGUACUGAAAACAUGUAUUUAUCAAUGGAUUAACGGUGGUUUGACUGAUUGCAUAGAUAAAGCACAACCAGAGGCAGACGUGUUUAUGGCCUGGCUGACAGUAUGCGUUGACAGAGUUAGAGGCGAAGCGGGCCAAAAUCUGGUCAUGUCUAGAAGUGAUACAGAUUUUGUAAAAGUUGUCAUAGUCCCGUUUAUUACGAGAGUUUGCGUGUUCUACAGCAGACAGGACUUGAUUUCCACAUAAUCGCUAGCUAGCAGUACCAUUGGGGAGCUCGCUACAACUCCCUAAUAAAUAUACUUUCUACUGAGCACUACAUUCCAUGAUGUAAAUACAAACAUGAAUUGUUAUCAGCCAGUAAUAUGGCAUGAGAGAGAAAAAAAGAACAGUCAUUGGCUGCUUAGAUUUCAUUUUUAUUAUUAUUUUCCUUUAAAAACACCAAAAACAUGUGGAACUCUUUAUAAAAAAUACAAAAAAACAGUGGAACCUUCGCUCUCCUAAUAUAAAGUCGAACCCUCUCCACUACCCUCUUCUCCACUGCCUCCUGUCCCCUCUUCUGUCUCCUCUUCCAUUUAUUCCCCCUCCUUGUCUCACUGCUCCUCUUUUCCCUUCCAGUCCCCUCUAUUUUUUCUCCUGAAAAGUAACAAAAUAUUGUCUGGAUAGAUAUGUUAGACCUGGUGGAGAUGUUUGAAUAGGUGUAAGUAUUAUAAUGGCUGAUACAACCCUAACCCUUGUUUGAUUGGUUAGUGUGUAGUCCUAGAUUUGUUUUAUCUGCUGUAUGUAGUGUGGUGUUUUGUAUGUUAGGAUAUGUUAUGUAUAUUUAGAUGUGUGUUAACUCCCACUGAUGUUCCUUAACAUUUUAUUUACCUUACCUUGUUUUACCUUGUUCCCAGCAUCUGGGUUCUUGUGCUUAAGACAGGAGAGGAAGAGGGUGAGAUGGAAUAUAUUUAGCAUGUCUGGGUGAGGAGGGCAAAAUAAAAUAUUCUUACCCAUCAUCUCUCUUCUCCUCUUUGUCCCGCUGCCAGAUCCAUCCAUAUAACCUCACUAACAGGUAAUCUAACAGGUCAGUGAGGCGUGAGAUUACUGUGUCCAUGUACUCAUUGUCCUGGAGGUGAUAUGUGAGCUCUGAGAUGUCUCGCAGCAGGCUACCACACUGCUGGCAUCUUUUGGUCUUAGUCUUGCUCAAAUGGCUGGCAGGGGUGUCUUAAGUGGGAGGGGAGGCCUCUGGCAGGGGUGUCUUAAGUGGGAGGGGAGGCCUCUGGCAGGGGUGCGUCUCAGGCACACGUUGUCAAGGGAAAUCAGAGGGUUGUCCCUGUAUGUUUUGUUGAGUUGCUUCUAACCCUCCAACCUAUCGAACACUGCGCAGAAGUGCUGACAGGGUUUCUAAGCCAAUCCUUGCAGGUGUAUGUUGGCAUGUUGUUGCCAGGGCCAAAACUGGAGUACUUCACAUUCAGCUCGAAGUUUCUUUAAUCAUAAUAAAUAAGAAUACGAGAUCAGGAAAAUCAUCAAAAUGUUAUUCAUUUGACCUUACUUCUGAUUGGUUUUUAGAAGAAAAUAAAUCCAUGACCACUACAGAGAGCAGUUCACUGAGGCUGCAGUUUUUGUAUCCCUCUAAGAAUGAAUGCUUGAGGGUCUCAUUCUGCCUUUCAACACCAUUGUUUGUGAAAAUGGCCAACUUGAGAGAUUCGCCCCUGAACACAUUCACCCAUCUCUUUUGACAGAGACAUGACAUUGUUGAAAAUAACUACCAAAACAAAUAUGCAAUAUUCAACUGACAAGGCAUCUAAUCAUACAAAAUGCAUAGUAAGAAUUAAUACAUAGAGAUAGACAAUUUAUGCCCACCUUGGCUUGAGGUAGCCAUUUGAUGCUGAACCACCUCCUGAGCUUCUCAUUGGUCUCCCAAGCUGUUGUGUGGUUGAGGGCAAGGACACGCUUGUGAAACUCUUUCUCUAUGGGAUUGCCUGCAGAAGACUGAGGACUUCGUCCUGGCAGCUGACUCCAUUGUCCUUCUUGUGUAUCCAUUCCACCCAGACUUUGGACUC
This is a messenger RNA of Coregonus sp. 'balchen', 5266 nucleotides long. The record is from the annotation of a GenBank genome assembly. Lineage: Eukaryota; Metazoa; Chordata; Actinopteri; Salmoniformes; Salmonidae.